AUGCUGGUUCAUGCAGGGGGCGCCGCCAUGCUGGUCCAUGCAGGGGGCGCCGCCACGCUGGUUCAUGCAGGGGGCGCCGCCACGCUGGUUCAUGCAGGGGGCGCCGCCAUGCUGGUUCAUGCAGGGGGCGGCGCCGCCAUGCUGGUUCAUGCAGGGGGCGCCGCCACGCUGGUUCAUGCAGGGGGCGCCGCCACGCUGGUUCAUGCAGGGGGCGCCGCCACGCUGGUUCAUGCAGGGGGCGCCGCCACGCUGGUUCGUGCAGGGGGCGCCGCCACGCUGGUUUGUGCAGGGGGCGCCGCCACGCUGGUUUGUGCAGGGGGCGCCUCCACGCUGGUUCGUGCGGGGGGCGCCGCCACGCUGGUUCAUGCGGGGGGCGCCGCCACGCUGGUUCAUGCGGGGGGCGCCGCCACGCUGGUUCCUGCGGGGGGCGCCGCCACGCUGGUUCAUGCGGGGGGCGCCGCCACGCUGGUUCAUGCGGGGGGCGCCGCCACGCUGGUUCAUGCAGGGGGCGCCGCCACGCUGGUUCAUGCAGGGGGCGCCGCCACGCUGGUUCAUGCAGGGGGCGCCGCCAUGCUGGUUCAUGCAGGGGGCGCCGCCACGCUGGUUCAUGCAGGGGGCGCCGCCACGCUGGUUCAUGCAGGGGGCGCCGCCACGCUGGUUCAUGCAGGGGGCGCCGCCAUGCUGGUUCAUGCAGGGGGCGCCGCCACGCUGGUUCAUGCAGGGGGCGCCGCCAUGCUGGUUCAUGCAGGGGGCGCCGCCACGCUGGUUCAUGCAGGGGGCGGCGCCGCCAAGCUGGUUCAUGCAGGGGGCGCCGCCACGCUGGUUCAUGCAGGGGGCGCCGCCACGCUGGUUCAUGCAGGGGGCGCCGCCACGCUGGUUCAUGCAGGGGGCGCCGCCACGCUGGUUCAUGCAGGGGGCGGCGCCGCCAUGCUGGUUCAUGCGGGGGGCGCCGCCACGCUGGUUCAUGCAGGGGGCGCCGCCACGCUGGUUCAUGCAGGGGGCGCCGCCACGCUGGUUCAUGCAGGGGGCGCCGCCAUGCUGGUUCAUGCAGAGGGCGGCGCCGCCAUGCUGGUUCAUGCAGAGGGCGGCGCCGCCAUGCUGGUUCAUGCGGGGGGCGCCGCCACGCUGGUUCAUGCGGGGGGCGCCGCCACGCUGGUUCAUGCAGGGGGCGCCGCCACGCUGGUUCAUGCAGGGGGCGCCGCCACGCUGGUUCAUGCAGGGGGCGCCGCCACGCUGGUUCAUGCAGGGGGCGCCGCCACGCUGGUUCAUGCAGGGGGCGCCGCCACGCUGGUUCAUGCAGGGGGCGCCGCCACGCUGGUUCAUGCAGGGGGCGCCGCCACGCUGGUUCAUGCAGGGGGCGCCGCCACGCUGGUUCAUGCAGGGGGCGCCGCCACGCUGGUUCAUGCAGGGGGCGCCGCCACGCUGGUUCAUGCAGGGGGCGCCGCCACGCUGGUUCAUGCAGGGGGCGCCGCCACGCUGGUUCAUGCAGGGGGCGCCGCCACGCUGGUUCAUGCAGGGGGCGCCGCCACGCUGGUUCAUGCAGGGGGCGCCGCCACGCUGGUUCAUGCAGGGGGCGCCGCCACGCUGGUUCAUGCAGGGAGCGCCGCCACGCUGGUUCAUGCAGGGAGCGCCGCCACGCUGGUUCAUGCAGGGGGCGCCGCCACGCUGGUUCAUGCAGGGGGCGCCGCCACGCUGGUUCAUGCAGGGGGCGCCGCCACGCUGGUUCAUGCAGGGGGCGCCGCCACGCUGGUUCAUGCAGGAAGCGGCGCCGCCACGCUGGUUCAUGCGGGGGGCGCCGCCAUGCUGGUUCAUGCGGGGGAACGCCGCCACGCUGGUUCAUGCAGGGGGCGCCGCCACGCUGGUUCAUGCGGGGGGCGCCGCCACGCUGGUUCAUGCGGGGGGCGCCGCCACGCUGGUUCAUGCGGGGGGCGCCGCCAUGCUGGUUCAUGCGGGGGGGCGCCGCCGGGGCCGCCUACAGACAGCGCCAGGCGCACAUUCAUGCACGAGAUGCAACAGUGA
Procambarus clarkii (red swamp crayfish) is the source of this 2019-nucleotide messenger RNA. RefSeq lists its product as uncharacterized. Lineage: Eukaryota; Metazoa; Arthropoda; Malacostraca; Decapoda; Cambaridae. The record is from RefSeq and is a predicted model, not a curated record.